GCCAACAAGCUGAAACGAUCUAUUUUACAUCACACUUUCCAUAUCUGCCGUUAUUUUGCAUUUUUUUUCUCAAAAAUCCCACGGCCGUGGGCGGAAAGCAAGGCGGGUCCUCCAUGGCAUCAUUGCUCGAAUCAUGCAAACUCAUAGACCAAAGCUCCUCAGCUCUAUCCACCGUUGCCGUGGCAGUUGCCGCCCUCUCCUGCGAGGCCGCAAGGGCUAACUUAGCCGCUUUCGACUUGACCGAUUCCGGCGAUGGGUCCGUCGCCAAAGACGACAUCGGAGUUUCUAGCGACAUCAAAGUCUUACUUAAUGGUUCCAAAUUGGCAGUGAGUUCUAAUAAAGGUGAUGACAAAGUUAACACAAAUUCGUUUUCUGAGAUACCUGUUGUUUAUGGAAAUGUGAGGGAAGCGGUUAAGAGCUUGCAUUCUGUUAUUCGGGUGGUGUCGAAUCCGGGGGAGAAGUUAGGGGGAAAAGUCUUACAUUUAUGCUUUGAGUUGAGGAAUUUAGGGGAGAGUAGUUUGGAAAGAGUGAGAUUGAAUUUGGGUACAAUUACCGUCGAGGGUUUAAAGGGUAUUUUUGAAAAGGAUUGUUUGAGUGAGGAAGGUCUGCGGAAUGGAGUCAAACUGGCUGUGGACGCGGAGCUGGAGAAAGAUCGUUUGAAGUUGGCGAAGGACGUGGAUUUGGUUUUAGGGAUUGUGUGGAAAAUUGUUGCAUGGGAGGCUGUCACUUCAUUUUUUGUGCUCGAAGGUGUUGAGGCUUUGAAUGAGAAGAAUGGUCGAAAAGGAGAGGCUGAUGGAGGGAAUGUGAAAUCUGAAAAGAAGAAGAAGAAGAAGAAGAAGGUUUUGCUGGGGAGGGGAACUAGUUUUAUUGUGGAGAUGAUUAAGGAGAGGUUGACGAGUAAGGGGGACGGUUUAGAGAAAGUAGUGGAGGAGUUUUUAUCGUUUUUAGAUCCAAAAAGUCCAGAUUUUGAUGGUUUGUUGAAGAAGGUGAAGGAGAUUUUGGAGAGCAAUGAAAGUAGAAGAAUCCCCAAGACCCCGAAGGGUACUCGGGAUUUUGCAAAAGAGCAAAUGAUGAUAAGAAAGAAAGCAUUUUCUAUUAUAACAAAGGUUUUUGAGAGGCAUUGUGCCACUGCCCUGGAUACACCUGCUUUUGAAUUGAAGGAGACCCUUACCGGAAAAUAUGGGGAGGAUUCAAAGUUGAUUUAUGAUCUUGCAGACCAGGGUGGAGAGCUUUGUUCUCUACGGUAUGACUUAACAGUUCCAUUUUCUCGGUAUGUGGCCAUGAACGGUCUCACAUCAUUUAAAAGGUACCACAUAGAUAAAGUUUGGAGAAGGGAUAACCCAUCUAAAGGGAGAUAUCGAGAAUUUUAUCAAUGUGAUUUUGAUAUUGCUGGUCAAUAUGAGAAGAUGGGACCAGACUUUGAGGUUGUAAGAAUUUUGUCUGAAGUACUCAAUGCACUAAACAUUGGGGAUUAUGAGAUAAAAUUGAAUCACCGGAAGUUACUUGAUGGAAUGCUGGACAUAUGUGGCGUGUCACCAGCAAAAUUUAGAACUAUUUGUUCUAGCAUUGACAAGCUAGACAAACAAUCCUUUGAACAAGUUAAAAAGGAAAUGGUGGAAGAAAAGGGUUUAUCUGUUGAGACAGCUGAUAAAAUUGGCACUUUUGUGAAGAUAAGAGGACCUCCUCUGGAAUUAUUGUCCAAGAUUAUGGGAGGAACCGAGGGUAGUGAGCUUCUUAAACACAAUGCUUCCAAAGAGGCAUUAGGUGACUUGUCACUUUUAUUUGAUGCUUUGGAUAAAUCCAGGUGCAUAGACAAAGUGGUAUUUGAUUUGAGUCUUGCCAGAGGUCUUGAUUAUUAUACUGGAGUCAUAUUUGAAGCUGCUUUCAAAGGAGGUGUGAAGGUUGGUUCAAUUGGAGCUGGUGGACGUUAUGACAAUCUGAUCGGAAAUUUUGGCACGAAGCAGGUUCCUGCUGUUGGUAUGAGUCUUGGAAUUGAGCGAGUAUUGACUAUAAUGGAAGAGAAAGCACAGAACCAGGCAGUCCGAGCCACGGAAACCCAAGUAUUGGUGGGUGUUCUGGGGGAUAAACUCUCUGUAGCAGCAGAGCUGGUGAGCGAGCUUUGGGACAUAGACAUCAAAGCAGAAUACAAGGUUCAUAAGAAGGUGAUGAAGCACAUUGAAUAUGCAAUAGAUUCAAAGAUCCCUUGGCUGAUCUUUGUAGGCGAGCGAGAGCUGAAUGAAGGGAUUGUAAAAUUGAAGAACAUUGAAAGCACGAACGAGGAAGUAAUUCCCAGAAGUAAACUUGUUGAGGAACUACAGAAGCGAUUGAACCCAUGAAAAGGGGUCUGUUUGCCCACAUCAUUGGAUUUGGAAGUCAAAUGCUUCUAUUCUCACACGGGUAGAUUGUCAAUCUUUGUCUGAACACACAAAUUACUUUAGGAAUUGUUGUAUUUUGGAAAUAGAUUUGGCAAUGCCGCGUUUUAUGCUCUUUAAAACACAUUAUAUACUUGAGGUGUUAUAUAUUUUAUUUAAAUUUUGCAACA
Molecule: messenger RNA, 2542 nt
Organism: Hibiscus syriacus
Lineage: Eukaryota; Viridiplantae; Streptophyta; Magnoliopsida; Malvales; Malvaceae
Product: histidine--tRNA ligase, cytoplasmic-like
Exons: 7
Coding region: 114-2336 (740 amino acids)
Biological process (GO): mitochondrial translation; histidyl-tRNA aminoacylation
Cellular component (GO): mitochondrion
Molecular function (GO): histidine-tRNA ligase activity; ATP binding
Source: RefSeq, a predicted model, not a curated record